Molecule: messenger RNA, 4166 nt
Organism: Gymnodraco acuticeps
Lineage: Eukaryota; Metazoa; Chordata; Actinopteri; Perciformes; Bathydraconidae
Gene: rxfp1
Product: relaxin family peptide receptor 1
Exons: 18
Coding region: 233-2611 (792 amino acids)
Biological process (GO): G protein-coupled receptor signaling pathway
Cellular component (GO): membrane
Molecular function (GO): G protein-coupled receptor activity; protein binding
Source: RefSeq, a predicted model, not a curated record
GUGAUUCCUCAGACCUUCCUCUCUGUAGGACCGGGUGCAGACCGACUCGACCUUGCGAAGUGGCUACAGGUCCUCCUGCAGGAGCUCCAACCCUAAAUACAGUCUGCGCUCCUACCGCGCGUUUGAUCUGCGGGCAAACAAACUUUUUGGUGUUAUUUGUAAACACUUUGGACAACCAUUGAGAACAUAUUGAUCCACCAACGCGGUUCUCAAUAAAACUUCACGAGGAACCAUGCAAGUUUAUGUGGCUGUGAUAUUCGCGUACGGGGUGUCUGCAUUCAAUAUCAGCGAGGAAAAAGAGACGUGCCCCCUUGGAUAUUUCCCCUGUGGCAACCUGACCGUGUGCCUGCCUCAGCUCCUGCACUGCAACGGCAUCGAUGACUGUGGGAAUCAAGCGGAUGAGGAGAACUGUGGGGAUAAUAAUGGAUGGCCACAUCUUUUCGACAAGUAUUUUGGGAUGCCCAGCUACAACACUGGAACAAAGUCCCAUAUGUGCUUGCUGGGAGUCGUUCCUGAGCUCUGCAAGUGCCGAGACCUGGAGCUGGACUGUGACGGCGCGCAGCUUCGAGACAUCCCAGCGGUGGCGGUCAAUGUCACCAUGAUGUCCCUUCAAAGGAAUCAGCUCCAGAAGCUUAAGGCAAACAUAUUCUUUAAGUACAAAAGCCUACAGAAACUAUAUCUUCAAUACAACAGAAUUCAAGAUGUGAGUCCUGACGCUUUCAGAGGGCUGCAUAAUCUGACAAGACUGUAUCUGAGCUACAACAGCAUCUCCAUCCUGAAGCCGGGGGUUUUCAAGGACCUGCACAAGCUGGAGUGGUUGAUCUUAGAAAAUAAUAAUAUCCAUCAAAUAUCCUCCAUGACCUUCUCAGGACUGAACUCGCUCGUUUUACUAGUUUUGUUGAACAACUCUUUGACAAAGCUGGAUGACAUAUGUCGGGAAAUGCCCAUUUUGAACUGGCUGGAUUUGGAGGGAAAUCUCAUUGAAACCAUUGGAAAUGUGUCUUUCUCCUCAUGCAGUAUGCUGACAGUUCUGGUUUUACAGCAGAACAGGAUCAGCCACAUACACGAGCAAGCUUUCUCAGUCCUCCCAAGGCUUGGAGAAUUGGACCUAUCGAACAACAGACUGGAGGCGAUCCCUCCUAAUCUCUUUGUUUUACUCGGGGAUUUACUCCAACUGAAUAUAUCAUAUAAUCCCAUCAUGGAGCUCCAAGUCGACCACUUUGACAAGUUGCAUAAACUGAAGUCAUUGAGCAUAGAAGGGAUCGAAAUUGGAAACAUACAACGGAGGAUGUUCGAACCUCUCAAAUACUUGACUCAUAUCUACUUCAAGAAGUUCCAGUACUGCGGCUACGCUCCUCACGUGCGCAGCUGCAAACCCAACACAGACGGCAUCUCGUCCUUCGAGGACCUGCUGGCCAACAUCGUGCUGAGGGUCUUCGUUUGGGUCGUCUCCGCCACCACAUGCUUCGGCAAUAUCUUCGUCAUCUGCAUGCGCUCCUACAUCCGAUCAGAGAACAAACUCCAUGCCAUGUGCAUCAUUUCCCUCUGCUGCGCAGACGGGCUGAUGGGCAUCUACCUCUUCAUGAUUGGCGCGUAUGAUCUGAAGUACCGCGGCGAGUACAACCGGCACGCUCAGGCCUGGAUGGACAGCAGUCAGUGUCAGGUCAUCGGAUCUUUGGCCAUGCUGUCCACCGAGGUGUCCGUCCUUCUCCUCACUUACCUCACUCUGGAGAAAUACAUCUGCAUCGUGUACCCUUUCCAGUACCUGACGCCUGGCUGGAGACGAACUGUCACCAUCCUUCUCGGGAUAUGGGUGUUCGGCUUUAUCAUUGCCCUUCUGCCGCUGGUCUGCAAGGGGCUGUUUCGCAACUUCUACGGCACCAAUGGAGUUUGCUUCCCGCUUCACUCUGAGCAGCCAGAGACAGCUUGGGCUCAUGUUUAUUCCAUCGUCAUUUUCCUGGGUCUCAACUUGGUGGCGUUUCUCAUCAUUGUUUUAUCCUAUGCAAGCAUGUUCUAUAACAUCCAGAGAACAGGGACUCAAACCACCAAAUACAGCAACCACAUCAAGAAAGAGGUGACCAUCGCCAAGAGGUUCUUCUCUAUCGUCAUCACUGACUCCCUUUGCUGGAUCCCCAUCUUCAUUCUCAAGAUCCUGUCGCUGCUGCAGGUGGAGAUUCCUGGUACCAUCAGUUCCUGGGUGGUCAUAUUUAUUCUGCCCAUUAACAGCGCCCUAAACCCCAUCCUUUACACGCUGACCACACGGCCUUUCAAAGAGACUAUUCUGCAGGUAUGGGCAAACUACAGGCAGAGGAGGCCUCUGCUCAGCGGCCACCCAGCUCAACAUCCAUCUCUAACAUGGCAGGAAAUGUGGCCCCUGCAGGAAAACAGCAAUGGCCCCACCACGGGUCACCUGCUGGAAACUACCGCCACGAUAGCCAAGCUCACACCUGUGGAAAAUACCAACGAUGGAUACAAUGUCAUCACCACAUGCACACAACAAAUACCGAAGAAGCAUACAGUGCUGUCAGUGUGCUCAAAGGACGAAAAAGUGCCACUCACACACACCCCAACACACACACAAACACAAGCAAACAAUGUGGGUGACGAUUAGCAUGUAUCUGUUUGUGUAUAAUUAUCAAAGAGUCACCUAAACAGAUUAAACGUGAUUCAUGUUCAUUGAUCUCAGUAAUUAUUCAGUCCCAGAUCUGUGAACAGAUGUAUCCCUUGUGAUUAUACAUCAUUAGUAUUCAUUAUUAUCUUUGUAAAUCCCAUUGUAUUGCCCAAGCAGCAGCCAUCACAGAAAUGGAUGAAGACAGAGCAUGUAGCACUACAGCUCCUGUAAUGAAGAAAUCGGCUUCAAAAAGAUAUAUCACUGCUGAAUUUAUAAUGGUGAUAAAUCAUAAAAGUAUUAGUUAGGAUCGACUACAACUCUUAAUAAGCAUUGUAUAGCGCCUCUGUGGGCAAGACUCAUUAGAUGUUGAAUGAUAUAGUAGCGCAGUCUGUUGGUUCAAGUCCCCGAACCAAGUAAAUGCAAAGUCUACAUUUUACUGUGUGUGAUGUGCUGUGCAUGAUGUGACGAUAGAAAAAGGAUUUAAUCCAAAUCAAAAUACUUUGAAUAUGUUGAGUGUUUAAGUUCAUUAUUGAUAUUUCAAAUCUGGAAAGUCAUGUCUUGACAACCCAAGAUUUACUCUCCAGCCCUUCACUCAUCAUGCCAGAUGCGGCCAUCUGUCUGGGGGCUUAAGGCCAGGAAAAUGUGCCCUCUGCUCUGUCUUAAUAUAUUAUAAUACCUCCUUUCCCCCCACUCACUCACACACACACACACACACACACACACACACACACACACACACACACACACACACACACAUACAAUUAAACAUACACAGAAAAGCACUGCUACUGUUUAGCAGAAACGUAUAUGUAUAUGUAUUUACCUGCCCCAUACUGUAUUGUGUGUGUGUUGUUAUUGUCUGUUUUACACUGUGUUGCAAGUAUUGAGAAGAAAAAAUAAAAUGUUAUGUCAUGUAAUGGACAGUAACAUUUUCUAAUAUAGUCAAACUGACCUCAACUGGCAUUUGUUUUUUAAACUUCAGCAAGUUCAUUGUAAUUGUUUAUUGCCUUCCUCCAGACCCUGAGGAAGGAUGGACGCUCUCUGUUGCCUCUGCCACCAAACAUUUUAUGUAUGGAAAUAUUGAAUGUAUUGAAUGACAAAUGUCAAGUAUGUUCAACAAAUAAUGUAAUUAACUUGGGUAAAAGAACAUUUCCCAGCUGGUCUGGGGUUUGAACUUGACUCAACAAACCACCACACAGCACAGUUUCUACACUGAUCUCAAGUGAAGACAUUCAUGAACUCUCCUGUAUAUACCUUGUUCAAUGAAUUACUGUUUCCUGUGGAAAUGUACCUUUUAAUUGAUGUUGUAAAUGACAUUGUAAAUGUAUGAAUGUAUAACAAAAAUACUAUUAGAGAAUAAAUUAGUUGUAAAUGCCACUUGUAUUUACGUUACAAUCCCAUAAUGUACAUGCUGAAUAGACAGAACCAACCGUUGAGAUAUGUUGAUAAUAUCUGCAGACAUGCAUUACAUGUUGACGGGAAGACAUGUUCUUAAAAUGUUGCAAUUUAUUUUUGUUGUUUGGUGUCCUUGUAUGUACUUUUUUGUUUUUCUUGA